CUCUGUACGGUAAAUUCAUCAUGUGACAAGAAGGUGGUGUUUUGUUUUCAAAAAUAAAAUUUAUCCAUCAAGGGAGCAAAAAGGAAACUGACCCACAGACCACAAUAUGAAAACAAGGCUGCACGUGACAGGAAUAACAUAGCAACAGGAAGAAUCAAUUCUUUACAGAUCUAGAUGGCUUCCACAACCCCAAAACAAACCCUGGAAAGAAGACCAGAUUAUAUUCUGGUGGAGCCAUCAGCUUUAGAUGACCUUAAAUCACCACUGCGAGGGUCCGCCAGAUUAAAGUAUACCUGCUUCGACAUAUCAAGUCGAUACAUUGCUGUGGGGAGUAACACUGGAUCUGUGUACAUCUUUGACAAAAUCAGUUUGCGUCAUCUCCAAGUUGUUUUCACUGAAGUUGAACCUUCAUCAGUCAACAAUGUGAAGCUCUGCUCCAACAACAAGACGGUGGCAUUUUCCUUGUUAAAUGGCCAUGUUCAAGUGAUGGAGCUGAAUAUUGACAAAAGACAGAAACCUGACAGGUUGCGAUCUGUUAACAAUCACAUGCAUCAGAUUGUGAGUUGUAUUCAGUGGAGUGCCGGAGGACAGAAGCUGUACACAGCUGACAACGCAGGCAAUGUGGUUGUCUCCAUCAUUCCCACCUCAAAGAUGAAGAACUUGGUCCUGGCUCCUAUAGAAGUCAUCCUUACUCUGUCAGUACCAGUGAUUCAGCUUGAUCUCCACCAAGACAAACUCCUAGUGUCCACUCGCACAGAAUGUUUCUUCUGUAACACAGCCAAGCAAAACUAUCUCCAGAUAGGAACAAAACCAAGGGAUGGUUUGUUUGGAGGAUGUUUCUUGCAAGGUGCCAGCACCUCUCCCAUAAUCUAUUGUGCCAGACCAGGAUCUCGAUUGUGGGAAGUGGAUAUGGAGGGUAAUGUCCAACACACCCAUCAGUUCAAACAGCUUCUAGCAAUUCCUCCUGUACGGGUGCUGUCAGUCAGCAGAGAUGUUAGCUGGAUGAGUGAAGAUAAAGAGUUUUCUCCAUUGGGAAUUAAUUUUCCUGUUUUGAAAUCGUUGAAUGAAAAAUUUAUUCUGACUUGGAACAAAAAAAAGUUGUUUAUACUUGAUCCCCUUCAAGAUCAACCGAAGGUUACACUGUGGACAGAAUUUCAAACAGAGAUAUCAGAAGCCUGUGUCCAUGGAUCAGAGCUGUACAUAUUUUUUGUGUCCGGAGAAAUGCGUAAGACGAUCUUGCUGUCAGCUUCCCAAGCUGUAUCUCUGUUGGUCAGUCGUAAACUUUGGACCCUUGCUACCCAGGUGUGUGGAACAUUUAGUCAGUCCAUCAUCGCUAAUCACAACCACAAACAGCUGUCCAGAAGCACACUGAAAGACCUCAUGCACAACAUACAAAAUGGCUGCCUGUCAGAAUAUGAAGGAAAAAUUGUUGAGGUCUUUGAAAAAUUUUCAGCAGAAGUUGCAUCCAGUUCAGAAACGGAUGGAUCAGAGUUCAGUAGGAGCCGCUCCAGUUCAGGAGCUUCCAUUAUACGUCUUGAUUCUGGAAUCUAUCAGAUUAAGAAUUCCAAAAGUUCUGCUUCACUGGAUUCCUGGAAUGAAACUGGAUCUCAGGAUGAAUUGGAUUCUGGUAUAUCGUCCCCAGCUAAACUACCAUCUGCUGCAACUGAAAUUGUGGUGUCUGUUUUGGAUGAAGUUGAAUCUGAAAUAGAUUUCAACUCUAAUGUUAGAUUAAAACCAAAUCAAGAUGGAGCUAUAAGAAAUAAUGAAAGUAAAGAAGACCAAGGCCUGAAAAACGGUGAUGUUGUUUUAAAUGGAGUGUUAAACUCAGAUGAUUCCUCACUGAGUAAAAGUGUUGAUCUGUUGCCAGUCAGUAUGCAGUUAGAUUCUGGAGAACAUUGUACAUCAGACAAAGAAAAGAUCAACCAUCUGAUCCACUCAGAUGAUAUAUUUGCUGAUGAUGAAAUUCUUGUGCCAAGAGGGCCCAGUAAACUUCCAAAGAAGAAACUCGAAUCAAGGCAUCAUUCUAAUGCUGACUCUUCUCAGAACAAUUCCACGCCCACUGUAGACAUUGUUAUCAAUGCUGAAGUGUCAAAAGGACAAAUAAAGGAGGAGUUUGAUGUAGUUCCUGUACAAGAUCAAGAUAUUACCCCACUUAUUGUGGCAAAGUCUGAUUCUGAGGGUCAUCACAAGGUUAGCACUCGGAAGAAAGCAGUUAACGUCAACAUUGAUGGAGACAAAAAGAGUAAAUCAGGAAAACCACGCAGAAGGCAAUCUAGAAGUAAACUUAAGGAGUCAGACUCAGGUCUCACAAGUCCUAUAUCAUCAAAUGCUUCAUCUGAUGUUAUUUCAAUAUCAUCGCCUGGUGAACAAUCAGAUAACAUUCCAGUAGCCCAAUCAAAAUCUUCCACUCUUCAAAGAACUGAAAGCUGUCCACCAGUGCUGGAGGGAACUGGUUUGCUGCGGUCUUCAUCUACUCCCGAAUUACAAUCACCCUCCCAGUCUCCACUCAGUCAGUCCUGGGAAGAGCCUCAGGAAGGCAGUAGAAGGACCUUGACCUCUGUCAAAGACAGUUUGCAGUCCAAGUUGGCAAACACAAAGAUGAUGAUUCUAAAAACAAUUAAGGAGAAGAAAAUGAUUUCAUCAUCACCAAAGAAUACAGAACUUCCAUCAUCUGUACCUCAGGUAACACCAAACAUUCCAGAAGAACAAGAAUCACAACAAGACAUUCCCAUCCCAGAACCAGAGUCCUCUAUAGUGGACCUCAGUGAGUUCAUCCAGAAGACAGUUAAAACUCGGUCAGCACUGCAGGACCUCGCUAUCGUGCUCAAUCCAGAUGUACUGUGUCAGACACUGUCUGAUUGGUUGACUGAAUUGAAUAUCAUCAUGAAAAAAUUGAAUACCUCAAAGUAUUUAAAGAUAUUGCAGAGUAAACAUUCUAAGAGAUGCAGAAGACAACAACAGGUUGUUUCAAAUGGAGAACCGGAAUGUGAUACAAGCGAGCUUGACGUAAAUGUUGUUGAUAACCAAAACAAAAAAGACAGAGAUGAUGUGAGCACUGAGACUGAACAGUCAGACCCUACAUUAAUGAUGGAUGAUAAGGUCGAAUUUAGUGGCGGAGAAUUUUGUAACGUCGAGGAUCCUUGUACCUUUUCAAGAGAAAUGCUUGUCACCAUAAAAGACUUGGCUACUAAGUGUUUCAACUCCAAAUGUUUUCACAAUAUUGUAGCUAAUGUUCAACCAGAUGUGGGUGCUGUGUUGUCAAGUGAUAUUUGUCCACUGUGCUUUCAGAAUGCUGAAACUGGGGUUUCAGAUGGAACUUCAGUUUGCAGAUCUACUACAUUGAGUGAGGAAAACAAAGGAACAAAAUUUGACAACCAGCUCAGUGAAACAGAGAAGGGCAUUACAUUUACUGUAACUAUUUCAAAUGUGUCCAAAAGUGAUCUAGAAAAUCCACACAGAGGAAAAUCUGUCUCAAACACUGAACAAAGUAAUGCAGAGAAAAAUCACAUUGAUGCCCCACCAUUGGAAUCCUUUGAUAGAUGUCACGAUGAACUGUGCACAGUGAUAACAGGCACUGACAAUGAUCUGUCUACCUUUGUUCGGUCAUAUUUCUUUUUACUGGACAAUAAUGAUCUCAUGCAACACGUGUAUUCAAGGGAAAGCACUCUGUCAGAGGAUGAGAAGUUGCAAGUUUGGAAAGCCUGGAUACAGAGUCUACAAGUUAAGUAUAAAGAUGACAACGUAUUGCUUUCAUUGGAUCAGAAGAGUAGAAAGGAGUGUAUCAGUUUGUUGGAGUUGACCAAACAUGACCAUCAAAGAACUUUGCUAUACGUUUACAUAUUGUUCAAGAACUUUCCUUCUGAAGUUGUUGAAUUUUGUACAACCUGUGAUACUAUCCAGCCUAUGGACAUUGUGAAUCUUUGUCAUCACUAUCAUCAGAAGGAGGCAGGCUUUCUGGACCAAUUCAUGUGUGGAAAAUAUAGGGAACUUUUGUCUUCUGAAAGGUUGCCUGAAAGUAAUUUAAUUGUGGAAGAGAGAAUUGUGUACAUUUGGCUACAGACAUUAUUGGAAAAGACUGAAGGCUGUAAACAAUUAAAAGAUGAAUAUGACAAUCCCUGGUUAUUCAGUCACAAAGUGUCUUGGAAGGAUGAAGAAAAGAUUAACUACAUUCUCCAGAAUGCAACAGCAGAACAAGGAAAAUACUGUUUGGAAAUUUGUAGAAAAGCAGGCUACUGGAAUGGCUGUCUAUUGAUGAUGAAAAAACAUCACCAGUGGAAAGAAAUGGUUACCCUGAUACUCUCGGUGGGAGAUCUGCAACUUAUUCAUGAGAUGGAACUGCUUCCAGAAACAGUGGAACAGUGGAGGUCCUUCAUGGAACUCUUUCAGUCAUACUAUAACAUGCACCAUAAACUUCAUCACUCUUUUGUUCACCAAAAUCGCCCGACAACACUAGCAGCCAGUCCCAAUAAUCAGCUGGCAACAUCAGUGACUAAUCCCAGUAAUCAGCUGGCAACAUCAGCAGCUAAUCCCAGUUUAGAAUCAAAUGAGGCCCAGGGAGGUAAUCAUUCAGUCCCAGAACAGGUGCUGAAUGAAAUUUUAGACAGCCAAGGCAUGUGUGAUCAAACUUGUGUGACUAGCAUUAGUGUGGAUAGUAAAGUACUCGUUCAAAAUGGACAGAAAUCCAGCGAUAUCAAUGAAGUGUCCUGUAAUGUAAGCUGUGAUGGCCAGUGUAUUUCCUGGAGUGAUAUUGCCUCCCUGAUGCUUCAGUAUAUGGAUGUGUCGGUCUGUGUGAUGAUGCUGUGUGAGAUGGACAUCCCCGAGGGUGGCAUGGAUGGGUCUCUGUAUCAAUCCAGUAUCACCAUGGCACUGAAACACAGACAGCAAAAAAAUGUGAUGCACAAUCUUUUGGAAAAGGUAGACUCAUACCUGUGGGCCAAAAAACCUAAUACACUUAUGCCUGAGUUGCAGUUUGCAAUUUCUGUGGAAAGAAAAUCAAAAGGAUUCUCAAAGGAGAGAACUACAGACCAACUGAUGGCACUGCUGUCCGAGAAGCCAGUAGCUGGAAGACGAUACAAUGAAGACUCAGAGUGUCACUGGGGAAUAUCCACAAACACACUCAAGUGCUGUCGUGUCUGUAAUGUGACUCUGACGGAGAGUGUGUCCCACGUAGAGCCAGGACUUCUGGUAUUUGAAUGUGGUCAUGGAUUUCACAAGUAUUGCUGUCAAGGAAGAGUGUGCCUGCUGUGUUCAUAAUCUCCUCAACCAUUUUAAAUUCUAUAGGCAUUCUAGAAAUUCGCAAGAUUCAGACAUCCUCAGUACAUAUGUCCAUGUACCAUAUUGUUUCAUGUGUCCAGAAUUAUUCACGUCAAACUGGCAUUUGAGAUGUUAGUGACUUGUUUUAAAUUCUAAUUGCCGGUGCUUUACAUGGGAGUCAUUCUGCUUAUCUAUACAUGUACAAUACCUGUUCUUGGACAUGCUCAUCUUAGUUUUCUGUUGCUUUGAUUUUCAGAUUUUCCCUUAUUGUUUCUUUGUUUCCUUCUCUUUUAUGUGCAAUAACACUGUUAUAAUUUUCUGUGAAGGAAUACCUAAGAUAGGUUUUUUCCCCUCCAUAUAUGUAUGUCAUGUAUUUUACUUACAGUGAAAGAUGUCAGAUAGUCAUACAGAAAUUUUUUUUCCAUGUGCAUUUUAAACACAUCUUUAAUAACAAUCAUGUUCAUUUUGUGUUCAGAAUGGAUACCUGUAUUUUAUAGAGCUGAAAUACAGUUGUUGUAUACACUUAGGGCAUUUUUUUAAAAAAAAAUCUAACAUUUGCAGAAAUUUCAGAUGUAAAAUACCUUCAUAUUUACGAUAGAAUUUACCUCUAUAAAUGUGAAACAGGAAGUUCUGGUACUUGCACUACAGUCAAAAAGCAAGGUUCUUAAUAUUUUUUCCAUUUUUGUCUUCCAAUUAUUCAUAUAAUGAAACAUAUCACUAACAUAUACCAAUUGUUAUGAACAAUUUUAAAGAUACUCAAUACACCGAUUUUUAAAUGUGUUAUAUUCUGUGCUUAUUGAUUUUUGAUGUCACAUUUAUUAUGAUCAUUAAACAUAUUAAGUUAUA
Molecule: messenger RNA, 6099 nt
Organism: Ostrea edulis (European flat oyster)
Lineage: Eukaryota; Metazoa; Mollusca; Bivalvia; Ostreida; Ostreidae
Exons: 28
Coding region: 175-5253 (1692 amino acids)
Biological process (GO): developmental pigmentation
Cellular component (GO): cytoplasm
Molecular function (GO): protein binding
Source: RefSeq, a predicted model, not a curated record